This is a messenger RNA of Cinclus cinclus, 1164 nucleotides long. It is a transcript of the gene HSD17B2, whose product is annotated as hydroxysteroid 17-beta dehydrogenase 2. Lineage: Eukaryota; Metazoa; Chordata; Aves; Passeriformes; Cinclidae. Gene Ontology annotation, molecular function: oxidoreductase activity. The coding region runs from base 1 to 1164 and encodes 387 amino acids. The record is from RefSeq and is a predicted model, not a curated record. The transcript has 5 exons.
AUGGAUGCUCUGGCCAGCAGCCCCCUUGGGUGGCUCUGUGCAGGUGUCACCACGCUUUUUGGGGUCACCAUGCUCUGCACGGCCCAGAGGAGCCCCCUGGACAAAGCAAAGGUGCUGCUCUGGAGCCUCCUGCCCGCCCUGCUGUGUGUGGCCAUGCUGGGGGCUGGCGAGGGGCUGGGGGUGUUUGUGGCCGUGUGCCUCCUGUGCUCAGCAUACCUGGGGGACAGGGACCUGCUGCCCGUGGGUGACAGAGCUGUGCUCAUCACAGGAAGUGACACUGGGAUUGGACAUGCACUGGCUAAAUACCUGGACAGCUUGGGCUUUGUUGUGUUUGCUGGGGUUCUGAACAAGGAUGGCCCUGGGGCUGAGGAGCUGCGGCGCUCCUGCUCCCAGAGACUCUCAGUCCUGCAGCUGGAUAUCACCAACACCACUCAGGUCCAGGAGGCCUACCUGACAGUCUCAGAGAAGGUGCAAAAUGCAGGACUCUGGGGUGUUGUGAACAAUGCAGGAAUCCUGGGCUUCCCUGCUGAUGGCGAGCUGCUCCCCAUGAGCACCUACAGGCACUGCAUGGAGGUGAAUUUCUUUGGGGCUGUGGAGGUGUCCAAGACCUUCUUGCCAUUGCUCCGGAAAUCGCAGGGGAGGCUGGUGAACAUGUCCAGCAUGGCAGGAGGCAUUCCACUACCGAGGUAUGCUGCCUACGGGGCAUCCAAAGCAGCUCUGUCCAUGUUUUCUGGAGUAAUGAGGCAAGAGCUUUCCAAAUGGGGCAUUAAAGUCAUGGCAAUUCAUCCAUCAGGCUUCAGAACAGGUAUCGAAGGCACAGCUGAGCAGUGGGAUAAGCAGGAGAAGGAGCUGAUAGAGAACCUCCCAGCAGACACCAGGCAGGCCUAUGGAGAGGAAUAUCUCCUGGGGCUGAGGAAUUACCUCCUCCACCUGCCCUCCCACUGUGCCCCUGACCUGUCCCCUGUGCUGGGUGCUGUCCUGCAUGCUCUGCUGGCCAGGAGACCCCAGGGCCUCUACACCCCUGGCAAGGGGGCUUACAUCCCCCUCUGCAUCUUCUGCUGCUUCCCCCUCUGGUUCUACGACUUCUUCAUUAGUAAGAUCCUGAGUGCUGGCUCUGUUCCAAAGGAGCUGAAAACAUCAGGAGAUGAAGGUGAGAACCUCUGA